AUGUCUAAACCAGUGAUUUCAGUAAACGUUGUUAUUGUUGGGGCUUCUGCAGUUGGUAAAACAUCACUUUCAAAUCAAUUAGUAAAUAAUAUAUUUAGCGAAGAUUACACCUCUACUGCUGGAAUGGAUUUGUUUCAAGACACAAUGGAAAUGCCUGACUGUUCUGUUAGUUUAACUCUAAGAGACACUUGUGGACAAGAGCAAUACAAAUCAUUGGCAAGUCAAUACUAUCGUGAAACACAAGGAGCACUUAUUGUUUAUGAUAUUACGAAUCGUGAUUCAUUUGACUAUCUUCAAGAUUGGAUUGAUGACGUUUCUAUGUACUGUCCUCAAGGAGUUAAAAUAGUUCUUGUUGGAAACAAAGUUGAUCUUGAAAAUGAUGCCCGUGCAGUAACUACUGCAGAAGGACAACAAUUCGCUUCUGAAGGUGGUUAUGCUUUCUUUGAAACAUCUGCUAAACUGAAUAUUAAAGUUGAAGAAGCUUUUCGUGAAUUAGUCACAAGAAUUGUACAAGCAGAACACACCAACCCAGCACAAGUCGCUCAAUCAUCACAAGACCGUGUUCAAAUCACCACUCAAAAAUCAACCCCAGAAGAGAAAAAGUCUUGUUGUUAA
Messenger RNA from Entamoeba dispar SAW760, 615 nucleotides. Its product is annotated as GTP-binding protein yptV2, putative. The record is from RefSeq and is a predicted model, not a curated record. The transcript has 3 exons. NCBI's taxonomy places the organism in Eukaryota, Evosea, Mastigamoebida, Endamoebidae. Gene Ontology annotation, molecular function: GTPase activity; GTP binding. Bases 1 to 615 code for a protein of 204 amino acids.